This is a messenger RNA of Vanessa atalanta (red admiral), 5468 nucleotides long. It is a transcript of the gene Vgn, whose product is annotated as vitellogenin-like. The coding region runs from base 94 to 5427 and encodes 1777 amino acids. Gene Ontology annotation, biological process: lipid transport. Gene Ontology annotation, molecular function: lipid carrier activity. The transcript is spliced from 7 exons. Lineage: Eukaryota; Metazoa; Arthropoda; Insecta; Lepidoptera; Nymphalidae. The record is from RefSeq and is a predicted model, not a curated record.
AAAUAUAUAAGGUACUGGAAAAUGCUCCGGGGACAGAAGUGAUCUUCUCUGUCAAUAGUAAACACCUUGGAUUGGAUUGGUUUGUUCGUCAAUAUGAAGAUCUGGGUCCUAGCGGCCGUUAUUGUGACCGUGUCUUCGGGCCGCCUCACCAAACAAAACAAUGAAGAAGAAACAUCUCAAUGGCUCUGGGAAGCUGGUAAACUAUACCGUUAUGAUGUCGAAACACAUACUCUGGCAUACCAAAUGGAAGGCGCUAGUACUGGAAACUCCUUUAAAGCCCGCUUUACUGUUCGUGUAAAGGCCCCUGGACAUCUUCAGGCUAAAUUGGAAAAUGCGCAAAAUGCUCAAGUUCAUCAAGAGCUAAGCCGCCACGAACCAAUGCCUGAAGAUCUCAAAUACCAGCCCGUUCCGAACUUUGACAAGCCUUUCGAAAUCUAUUAUGUUGGUGGAAGAGUGCUCUCACUUAGCUUACCAUCGUCAGUUUCCCUUGCUCAAGAGAAUAUUUUGAAGGGUCUUAUAGGUGCUCUUCAAGUUGAUCUGUCUACCUAUCGUAAUGUUCAUAGUUCCCAUGAUACGUAUGACAAGGAAAGUCAACAAGGCUUGUUCAGGAAAAUGGAGACUGACGUCACUGGCGAUUGCGAGACCCUGUACACCGCAUCUCCAGCUCCUCCUGAGUGGAGACGUGAACUCCCAGCAUUUACUUCCGAGGAAGAUCCCAUUGAAAUCACAAAAAGUAAAAACUAUGGUCACUGCCAUCAUAGAGUUGAUUAUCACUUUGGUGUACCCGAAGGUGCUGAGUGGACCGGUACGGCACACAGACCAAGAAAGGAACAGUUUAUAAACCGAGCUACAGUUUCGAGAAUACUUGUUGGUAAAAAUGGUCCCAUCUAUAAGGCCGAGACUACCAGUACUGUUAACGUGCACCCUCAUCUAUUUGGCAAACAGAAGGCUGAAGUACACAGUAAAGUUACUUUCCAAUUAGUUUCGUACGAACAAGACUCAGAGGCUGAGUGGCCGCUAUCUGAAGGUAAUCGUGAAAUACCUAGCCUUCUGUACUCUUUGAACUCAAAACCAAGAGAAAUUCAUGAGGAUAGUUCAUCGUCUUCGUCAUCCCACGAAUCGUCUGAGCAACAAAUCAACAGUAACAAAUACUCCCGUUAUCGUCGCUCAGUGAAGCCUAAGACGGUGGUAUCUAUCAAUAAAUUGAUUAUUAAAAAUCGCAAGGAUGUGUCAGGUUCCUCAAGUUCUAGCGAAUCCGCUUCUGCUUACGUUAAUGACGAUAUUCCUAAGAACAAUGAACCUGCAUAUGCAGCUAUGUAUAUGAAUCCUCAGCCUCAUGGUGAUAAGAAGCAAAACCCAAUGAACGCUCAGAAGCUUGUUCAAGAGAUUGCACAACUGUUACAGAACCCUAACAAUAUGCCAAAAUCAGAUUUCCUUUCCAAAUUCAAUAUCCUCGUUCGCGUUAUUGCUUCUAUGAGCUACGGCCAACUCAGUCAAACAAGUCGCAGCAUUGAAAUCGCCAAGUCUAGCAAUGAUAAUAUUAAAUUAGACAUGUGGAUGAUCUACAGAGACGCAGUGACACAAGCUGGUACCUCUCCAGCGUUCCAACAAAUCAAAACCUGGAUUGAAAAUAAAAAAAUUGAAGGAGAAGAAGCAGCUGAAGUGGUUGCUGUUCUCGCUAGAUCUCUGCGUUACCCAACCAAAGAAACAAUGACUCAGUUCUUUGAACUUGCUAUGAGCCCAGAAGUGAUCCAACAGACCUACCUCAAUAGCACAGCCUUAAUUGCCGCCACCAAAUUCAUUAACAUGGGACAAGUGAACAACGAAACUUCUCACCGUUACUAUCCCUCACAUAUGUACGGUCGUAUGGCACGUAAACACGACAGUUUUGUUGUAGAUGAAGUCCUUCCCCGUCUUAGCGCAGCCUUGAAACUGGCUGUUGAACAAGGUGACAGUCAUAAAUCGCAAGUUUACGUUAAAGCUAUUGGUAAUCUCGGUCACCGUGCUAUCUUGGAUGUUUACGCGCCCUACCUUGAAGGUAAAACUAAAGUAUCAACGUAUCUUAGAACGCAGAUUGUUGAAAACCUACGAGUUUUGGCUAGACAAAGAGAUAGCCAUGUGCGGACUGUAUUAUUCAGUAUUUUAAGAAACACUGCUGAACCUCAUGAAGUAAGAGUAGCUGCUAUCCAAAAUAUAUUCAUGAGUCGUCCAUCAAAUGCUAUGAUGCAAGUAAUGGCACAAAUGACUAAAGUAGAUCCAAGUAAGCAUGUACGUGCUGCACUUAAGUCUGCGAUUCUAUCGGCUGCUGAACUUAAACAUCCCUACUUCUCUGACCUAGCAACAACAGCUGGAGCUGUGAAAGAUAUGGUAACUAAUGAAAAUUUCGGCAUGCAAGACUCAAAACACAAAUACAUGCAAUACACUAACAAAGAGAAUGAGUAUGAUAAGAUGGGUGUUCAAUCGAUAAUUGGUAGCAAAACUACGUUACUGCCUAAGACGUACCAAUAUUCGUGGAGAGAUAGAAUAAGAGGCUGGGAUGAGGAAACUACGUGGUAUGUCUCUACUUCCAAUAGACAAAAGACGGCUAACUUUUUCUUAAAUGAAGUUUAUGAUAGAACUCAACAAAGCCGCGAUCCUAAAACACACAAGUAUUCUGCCCAAAAGAUAGCGGAAAUUCUAAAUAUUGAAAAUGAUGACGACGAGCUCUUGGAAGCGUCACUCUAUUUGGACUUCAUGAACCAACAACGAUUUUUCGCUUUUACACAAAAUGAUAUUAAAGACUUUGGUGUCCGGUUUGGCGAAUAUUUAUCAAACUUGCCUAAUGGUAUUACCCGUCACUACACAAAAGUUGUAAAUAUGAACCAAGUAUCAGUGAUGUUCCCCGUAGCUGCUGGUGUUCCUUUCAUUUUCAAAUACAAAGAACCAACCCUAGUCCAUAUUCAAACAAGUAGUACUGGAAAGUACAACCUCAUGGACGGAGAUCAUUACAAAUUUGAAAUGUCUCUGGACAAAGACAUCGUAGUUACUUAUGCUGCAAAUCAAGACGGAUCUGUUGGUUUCCUUGACCCUCUUUCAAAUCAAUAUCCUAGUGUGGGCUUGGUAGCAAAAUUCCAAUUAAAUAUUCCUGUUAAGAGUCACUUGGAGCUUAAGUAUGGAGAGUUGAAAUUGAGGCUGGCGCCCAGGGAACCAGAACAAGAUACUACAAUUGUUCAUUAUAGUGUAUGGCCAUAUACCGCUAAUCAGAAGAAAGACAGCUUGGUAACCGUGUCACAGGACCCUACCACAAAAGUUAUCACAAGACCUAAUAAAGUAUGGGCAAUUGAUUACAAAUUCGGUCAGCAAAUCGGAUCACCAUUCCAAAUUCAAGGAUAUUCCUACUCUAAGGACUAUAGAAACAUUGGCAGCUUCUUUACCUCCGACUAUUAUCUCUCUAACAUAUAUAAUUUAUUCAAACAAAAAGAUAACGCUCAAACGCAUUUCAACUUAAAGUACCUCGGAAAACAGGCUAAGAGUAAAGCGGUUACUUUUACAGCGGUUUAUGAUGCUUUUUACAACCAAAAGAACAAUGUUCAGAUGGAACCAGUUGCUUUAGAUGUUAAUGAUGUGGCCCCUAACAGUCCAUCGCGACGAGAAGAGCUAGCGAAACGAGUUAUCUCAGGAAUCAAAUCAGCAAAGGCUCGAGUAUUGGACCUUAGCGCUCAAUUUGAGUCUUCGGAGAAAUUGGAAUAUGCCGCAACAGUCGCCAUUGGGUACAGUGAUGUUGACCCUAAGACACAAUUUGGCGUUUUCAUCGGAAGAAAUUCAGACCAAUAUGGACCUGGCCACGUUAAUGUUUUUAGCAUAAUUACUAAGCCAUCUUCGAUAUCUCCAAUGAACUUCCUAGAUGCUCUUAAUAAUGAAUUAAAAAUGGAUAUUGAAACGGACAUUCGUUAUAAUCAAAAAGAAAACAUCCACAUUAAGGGCACUGCUGAAAGAUCGAAGAAAUACUCUGAAGAACUACAAAAUCAUCCUCUGGGGAAAGAAUGUAAACACGAGAUUGAAAGUGGUAACAACUAUCAGCAGAGUUGUCACGAUGCUAUUAUAAUGGCUCAAGCUCCCAAUAGCCUCAAGCUUUCUAUUACUUAUAAAGACAUAAAUCCAGUCUCUAGAAAUUUCUUCUACCAAGUAUUCAGAAUCGCUGAACGUUACAGUAUGUGGCAAUUAGAAAUGAAUCCUCAGAAGGUUAAUCCCGAUGGUAAAAUUGAUGUGACUGUAGACGCUUCAUAUUUAUCGCAUACUUGGAACUUUGCUUUGAAUUCUCGCCAAGGUGAAAUUCGUCUAAGAAACGUACCUCUUCCUAUGGCUGCUGCAGGAGCAUUGUCCAUUUAUAAGCCAAUUUUAUCAUAUGAGCGUGUAAUGAAUCAUUACAGCAAAAAUCAACACCAACCAUACUGCGCCGUUGAUGGUAACAAAGUAAAGACCUUCAGUGACCGUAGUUAUGACUACACAUUGACUCGCUCUUGGCAUGUAGUGCUAUUAGAUAAUAGACCAGAAAGAAACGAGAAAUUGGUAGUCUUGGCAAGGCGGCCCAGCGAGAACAAACAGGAAAUGUACAUCUCUUUCAGAUCUCGCGGCGGCAAAGAGUUAGAAAUCGAAGUGAAACCAGCUCCAGCAGGUCAAAAGAACUACGUUGUGCAAGUGAAGACAAAUGCUAAAAAGAUAUCCGAGGGAGAGGAAACUACUUAUUGGGAUGACGUUGAUGAAAUUCCAAUCCUGGAGUACUACACAGAGGAAAAUGGUGUUUUAAUAAUGAAAAUCAGCGUUAACUAUCUCCGCGUAAUGUACGAUGGUUCAAGACUUGUAGUGAUUGCAAACAGUAACCGCGACACCAACAGAGGUAUCUGUGGAUACAUGAACGGAGAGGCUCGUGACGAUUAUCUUUCACCAAAUGGCUUAAUUGACCAACCAGAAUACUACGCAGCUUCUUAUGCCCUGAUUGAAGCAGAUAGCGACCCCAAAGAAAAGGAAUUAAAUGCUCAAGCUAAGAAAAUCGCUUAUCAGCCGAAACAAAAAUAUACAACAAUUUUACGUUCCGAUGAAGAAUGGCAGAGAAACAUGCGUCUAACGUCAAACGAGGAGUGGGGUUCUCAAAUAAUUUACAGAGCGAGAAACUAUCUAAAGAGCAAGGAGCCUUGUGAUUUGAGGCCCCAAGUCCAGUAUUAUGAGAACCAUGGUGAGAUCUGUAUAACAACGUCCGCCUUACCUGCUUGCCAAUCACACUGCACUGGUGAUGAUUACAAUGUUCAAGCAGCACAGGUUGUUUGUCGGACUAAGCUUGAUCAGCAAUUCCGUGCAUACAGGGACCAAAUCCGUCAAGGUCAGAGCCCGAAAGUCAAUGGUGUUCCUCAGAUAGCUCAAUACAGAGUUCCUGGAUCUUGCAAGGCUUAAAUUAAAUUUCGAUUAUUACUUUAACUGAAUACUAGACAAAA